AUGGCCAGAUUGUUUUUGGAGAAGUUUUUCCCUUCCUCUCGAGCCAUUUCAAUCAGAAAGGAGAUAAGUAGCAUAAGACAAGCAAAUGGGGAGAACUUACAUGAGUACUGGGAGCGGUUUAAAAGACUUUGUACAAGCUGUCCACGUCACCAGAUUCCAGAGCAAUUGCUGAUUGUCUGCUUCUAUGAAGGCUUGUUGCCUAUGGACAGAAACCUUUUGGAAGUAGCCAAUAGUGGAGUCCUAGUCAAUAAAACACCUGUUGCGGCAAAAGAGUUGAUUGUAGAGAUGGCAGCCAAUGCUCAACAAUUUGACACUAGAGCGAACAACAGUGCACAGCAGACUGAGUCAUCAAUUCAGAACUUACAGACUCAAAUCGGGCAAUCAGCUACUUCUGUGAGUCAGACCCAACCUCAAGGGCCCAGUUCUCUUCCUUCCCAGACAGUUCCAAAUCCGAAGGGGAAUGUCAGUGCUAUAUCCCUAAGGUCUGGCAAGCAACUGGAAGAUCCCAAGCAAGCUACAAAUAAGAGAGUCGCUCAGUCCAAAAAAUUGGCAGAAAAAGCACAAGAGAAGGAGAUUCUUGAUACAUUCAGAAAAGUUCAAUUGAACAUUCCACUCUUGGAUGCAAUCAACAAGAGUGAGCGAGUGAGCGUGAGUCACAAUGUCUCAGCCCUCAUCCAACCCAUGCCAAAGAAGUGCCAAAAUCCAGGGACAUUUACUAUUCCUUACAUUAUUGGAAAUUGUAAAUUUGAUGAUUGCAUGUUAGAUUUAGGUGCUGCUAUUAAUGUCAUGCCUGAGAGUCUGGAAGAGCAUUCUAUUUUCUGCAUUGAUGUUAUUGAUGAGGUUGUUGAUGAUGUUUCUGCUAGGUUAAUUGUUGGUUAUACAGAUUUUUCAUCUUACCAUGACAUUGUUGUUUGUGGCUGUGCUGAUAGAGAAUGGUGCAUUGUUUGCACCAAAUUUUCAAGUUUUUCCAGUUUCAGUGAUGCAUUGAUUCAAGAUUCUGAUACUAAUUUUGUUGAUGCUUCUGAUUUGAUUGAGGAUCCUGCUUUUCCUGCAUGGCUGAUGUGCAUACUACUGAACUGGUACAACCCACCAGACUUUUCCUAUCCACCAAGCAGCCCCCCUAAGCUAGAACUAAAGGUUCUACCAGAUCACUUGAAGUAUGCCUACCUAGAGGAGAAUGAGCAGCUGCCAGUCAUUAUAGCCAAAAACUUUCUUCCUGAUCAAGAAGAGAAGCUGCUAAGCUUGUUGAAAGAAAAUAAGAAGGCGAUUGGUUGGACUUUAGCUGAUCUUGUUGGUAUCAUCCCUUCUAUGUGCAUGUGUCGAAUAUCAUUGGAAGAAGGCGUUAAGCCAGUGCGACAACCCCAGAGGCAUUUGAACCCCCUCAUUCUAGAUGUGGUGAAGAAAGAAGUGACUAAGAUGUUACAAGCUGGCAUCAUUUACCCCAUUUCUGACAGCCAAUGGGUCAGCCCAGUUCAGGUGGUUCCUAAGAAGUCUGGUGUAACUGUUGCAGCUAACCAGAAAAAUGAGUUAAUCCCCACAAGAGCUCAGAAUAGUUGGACAGUUUUCAUAGACUACCAGAAGCUUAACCAAGCCACCCGCAAGGAUCACUACCCUUUACCUUUAUUGAUCAGAUGCUGGAGCGGUUGGAUUCUAUCGGCGUUUCAUUCAAGGUUUCAGCAGAUUGCCCUGCCCCUGUCUAACCUUCUGCAAAAAGACACAGAUUUUGAGUUUGGUGAUAAGUGCAAGUCGGCUUUUGAUCAGUUGAAGCGAUGCCUAACCAUUACUCCAGUGAUCCAACCGCCAGAUUGGUCUCUUCCAUUUGAGCUGAUGUGUGAUGCCUCUAACUUUUCUAUUGGUGUUGUUCUUGCUCAGCGGAUUGAUAGAGCCCCGCAUGUUAUUGCUCAUGCGUCAAAAACCUUGGAUUCUGCCCAGUCUAAUUACACUACCACUGAAAAAGAACUUUUGGCUAUCGUUUUUGCACUUCAUAAGUUUAGAUCAUAUUUGCUUGAUACUAAGAUAAAAGAUAGGAGAGGAGCAGAGAACUUGGUAGCUGAUCACUUGAGCUGUGUCACUCACAUUCUAUCAGACCCUUCCUCCAUUCGGGAUGACUUUCCUGAUGAGAAGCUUUUACAGCUGUUUGGCAUCCCUAGAGCUAUCAUCAGUGACCAAGGCUCUCACUUUUGUAACCGAAGCAUGGAUGCUUCGCUACGGAAGUACAGAGUGACUCACAAGGUUGCCACUGCUUACCACCCACACACCAAUGGUCAAGCUGAAUUCUCCAACAGAGAGAUCAAGCAAAUCCUCCAGAAGACUGUUAAUUCUAACCGGAAGGAUUGA
Molecule: messenger RNA, 2337 nt
Organism: Gastrolobium bilobum
Lineage: Eukaryota; Viridiplantae; Streptophyta; Magnoliopsida; Fabales; Fabaceae
Exons: 8
Coding region: 1-2337 (778 amino acids)
Biological process (GO): DNA integration
Molecular function (GO): nucleic acid binding
Source: RefSeq, a predicted model, not a curated record